Molecule: messenger RNA, 520 nt
Organism: Gigantopelta aegis
Lineage: Eukaryota; Metazoa; Mollusca; Gastropoda; Neomphalida; Peltospiridae
Exons: 4
Coding region: 74-520 (148 amino acids)
Source: RefSeq, a predicted model, not a curated record
AGUCUGCAUGAUGAUCUCACGUGACCUGUGACGUAAUUAAUGUGACGUACUUCGCGACAUUCCUGACUGGAAAAUGGCGUCCAUCUUCAACUUGAAGUCCUUCUGUUGGUGGAACGUUGUUACUGUAAUAUUUCUGCUGAAUACUGACGUUUGUUUAGGUAUUGCACAUACUGCUAUUGAUUGUAUGAAUGGUAGAAGACCUGGAGAGAACCUAACGUUAACCUGCAACAUAACUGGUACUAUAUAUAGUGGAAUCAGAUGGAUCCGACCUAAUGGUGGAUCACCAGAAAUGGUUGUACAAUGCGACUAUAAAAAUACGGUAUGUGAUCCAUCUGGGGGAAUAACUGGCUACACUGGUACCAUUGUAUCACCUACACAGCAUGAUCUAACCAUCCACUCUUUUAGUAAUGAAACAGAUGUUGGAGAAUGGAUUUGUCGUGAUGGACCAGUUGGAGCUGGUCCAUUUUCAUGUAACAUGACUCUCUACACUUCUCCAAUUCCCAAUCCAACAAAACAUUAG